UUUCGUGAAAUACUAUGAUUGUGAUUCACUUGCAAGAUGGUUUAGCCUUAGAAGGUUUGGUUUACUUCAACAUGAGCAGAAGGGUUGGUCAUAAGCCUGAUCAAGCCACUUUUCUGACUGUUCUCCGUGUCUGUGAAGCCAUCGGGGUAGUGAGACUGGCGCAAGGAGUUCACGGGAUAAUCAUGUUUUGUGGGUUCAAUGGAAACAAGUGUAUAACUACAGCGUUGUUAGACUUGUAUGCAAAACUUGGGAGGUUGGAGGAUUCGUCUACGGUUUUUCAUGAGAUUACUUCUCCAGAUAGUAUGGCGUGGACAGCAAUGCUUGCUGCUUAUGCCACCCAUGGGUUUGGUAGAGACGCAAUCAAGCAUUUUGAGCUCAUGGUUCACUAUGGUAUUAGUCCUGAUCAUGUAACCUUCACGCACUUGUUAAAUGCUUGUAGUCACGCGGGUCUUGUAGAAGAAGGGAAGCAUUAUUUCGAAACAAUGUCGAAAAUAUACAGAAUUGAGCCGAGGUUAGAUCACUACUCAUGUAUGGUUGAUCUCAUGGGUAGAUCGGGGCUUCUUCAAGAUGCGUAUGGAUUGAUCAAAGAGAUGCCAAUGGAGGCAAGUUCUGGUGUUUGGGGAGCUUUGCUUGGUGCUUGUAGGGUUUACAAAGAUACCCAACUCGGAACAAAAGCUGCAGAGAGAUUGUUUGAAUUAGAACCUUGUGAUGGUAGAAACUAUGUAAUGCUCUCAAACAUCUAUUCGGCUUCUGGUCUAUGGAAAGAUGCUUCAAGAAUAAGAAAUCUGAUGAAACAGAAAGGUCUCGUAAGAGCUUCAGGGUGUAGCUACAUUGAACAUGGUGAUAAGAUUCAUAAGUUUGUUGUGGGAGAUUGGUCUCAUCCUGAAUCAGAAAAGAUACAGAAGAAGCUAGAGAAGAUUAGGAAGAAGAUGACAAGUGAAUUGGGAUUUAAAUCAAGAACAGAGUUUGUAUUGCAUGAUGUUGAUGAAGAUGUGAAAGUGGAAAUGAUUAAUCAACAUAGUGAGAAGAUUGCAAUGGCGUUUGGGCUCUUGGUGAUUAGUCCAAAUGAGCCAAUUAUCAUAAGGAAGAAUCUUAGAAUUUGUGGGGAUUGUCAUGAAACAGCAAAAGCAAUAUCUUUGAUUGAAAAAAGGAGAAUCAUUAUAAGAGAUUCUAAGAGGUUUCAUCAUUUCUCAGAAGGAUCAUGUUCUUGCAAAGAUUAUUGGUAG
Messenger RNA from Camelina sativa (false flax), 1226 nucleotides. The record is from RefSeq and is a predicted model, not a curated record. Lineage: Eukaryota; Viridiplantae; Streptophyta; Magnoliopsida; Brassicales; Brassicaceae.